AAAUCCGAACUUUAACAUACUGAUCAAUCUUCGAUCAAGUUUUCUGAAACUGAGAUACUAUUCUCCAGUCUCCACACAUGGCAUCGUCGUCUUCACCAACACAACCAAGCUUCAACUUCGUGUACCAACCCGACGGAUCUGAAUCGGGCUGGGUCGAGGCCCGCACUCACUGUGAUCAUCUAGGCUCCGUUUCUUCCGAUCUGACCCAUAUUCCCAUACCCAACACUCCUUGCAACAGGUGCCAACAUCCAAGCGAGAAUUGGUUAUGCUUAUGCUGCAAGGAAGUUCUUUGCAGUCGAUUUGUCAAUAAACAUAUGCUUGAGCACUUUCAACAGACCAAUCAUUGUCUUGCACUAAGCUACAGUGAUCUUUCAGUUUGGUGUUUCUCCUGUGAUGCAUAUCUUGAUGCUCAAGUGAUUUCAUCUCUGCGGCCAGUGUAUGAAACUGCUUACAUAUUGAAAUUUGGUGAAGCCCCACCAUUGCGAUCAGAAGUUUGACAAUGAAUCGUAUGGUUGAUAAUUUUGUCGUGCAAAUAGGAAGGGGGAACUGUUAGUUAUUGACGGUUUAUCUUUGAAAGUUCUACAUUUUUCAAGUAAUCUAGUACAACCAUCUUUAGACACUUUGAUAAUUGAUGAAAACUACUACUGAUAUCUAUUCAGACUA
Daucus carota subsp. sativus is the source of this 663-nucleotide messenger RNA. RefSeq lists its product as uncharacterized. The transcript is spliced from 3 exons. The record is from RefSeq and is a predicted model, not a curated record. Bases 78 to 497 code for a protein of 139 amino acids. Gene Ontology annotation, molecular function: zinc ion binding. NCBI's taxonomy places the organism in Eukaryota, Viridiplantae, Streptophyta, Magnoliopsida, Apiales, Apiaceae.